Molecule: messenger RNA, 1751 nt
Organism: Anopheles gambiae (African malaria mosquito)
Lineage: Eukaryota; Metazoa; Arthropoda; Insecta; Diptera; Culicidae
Product: beta-1,4-glucuronyltransferase 1
Exons: 3
Coding region: 396-1751 (451 amino acids)
Source: RefSeq, a predicted model, not a curated record
UAAUCAGUUGACAACGGUGACGCUGUGCGGUACGACUCCAGCGGCGGACGUGAACCAUAAGGCCCCCCCUUCUGCCUAUUCCGAGGUGUUAAUUUGUGAUGCUUUUGUCACCGCAUCGAGGCGCACUAUUUGUUGAAUUGUGGACGUGAUCGAUGUGUUAGAGUGGUCGUUGGUAGAGAGCUUCAGCAGCAGCAGGAGGAGAGAGAGCAAAGUUUGAACGAUUUCAAUCAAUUCUGCUCCCCCUUUUUCAAUCGUGCUUGUGUCCGUGUGUGUGUGUGUGUAACGUACAUGCAUUGCACGCCAGACAUUGGAAUUCUCUCGCUUGUACGUCCGAAAAGACAUCAGACUUGAACCCGCUGUUACGAGAGCUCCUAGUUUGAUCGCACAACGAUCAGAUGACAGCAAACUAUAAGCCGUUGCGUGCGGACGAUGCGGAGAUGAUUGCACGCCGCUCGACUGUACUCCGGACGGUGCUGCUGCUAGUGAUCUUGUCCUUUGUGCUGUUCUGUCUACUCGGAUACUACUACCAGCCGGCGGGUGGUAAUCGGGAAUACGCACGCAACCAGUACCUGUUGGAGGGAGCCUCCCACGAAGCGCUGCUGCGCCGUCUCAAAACAAUUCUGAACUGCAAUACCCCGUCGAAUGGAUUCCAGCUCGAGACGCACGGCGAUCACUACCUUCUGCGUAACUUCUACGCUCCAGAGCGGAUUGUUCACUGCUAUGAAACCAUAACCUACACCACGCAUGGUGACUACACCUUCCUGGAGAAUGUGGUCCCGUUGCUGGAACGUUGGCUGGCACCGGUCAGUAUCGCACUGUACGCGCCUGGAGUCGAUCUUGACCGAUCGGUAGCUCUGAUCCAAUAUCUGUUGGAGUGUCACGAGCAGAGAGCGCUGGUGCGUGACUUCGUGAGCUUUCAUCUUUACUUUGAGUUUGAACAUCUUCCGACGCGGCCAGUAUCGUACUACAGGGAGUUGCUAUCCGUCCCUCUCGUAGAUUGCACUAAUGCGACGAACGCCUGGAAUUCGUUACUCCGCAACGACAACUCCUCAAUACCUACCUUCCGGGCAGCCAACAACCUAACCUACCCUGUGAACGUGGGUCGUAACAUUGCGCGCAGUGCGGCCGGCACACAUUUUGUACUUGCGAGCGACAUCGAACUCUACCCAAAUCCCAACUUUAUCCCGAUGUUCCUGCGCAUGAUCGCUCACCCCUUCUACCAGUACACACUGCACAGCCCCUCCGUUUACGUAUUGCCAGUGUUUGAGGUCGCAGAAGACGUCCCUGUACCGGUGGAUAAGGCCCACCUGCUCGAGGAUCUCCAAAGCGGUGAUGCGAUAAAGUUUCACGAGAAGAUAUGCUCCAACUGUCACACGGUUCCGGGCUACGUAGAAUGGCUAGCGGUAGUGAAGGAUGACUACACAAUGGACAUACAUGUGACGGCACGACGGGAAGGUGCGUACGCAUCCUGGGAACCGAUCUACGUCGGCACAAAGCACGAGCCAGAGUACGACGAGCGGUUAAGCUGGGAAGGCAAGGCGGAUAAGAUGACACAGGGCUUCAUUAUGUGCAUCCUGGGUUACGACUUCCAUGUGCUGGAUAAUGGGUUUCUUGUUCAUCGGCCCGGCAUUAAAACGAUCGCGCAAGCGAACCGACCGCCCCAGCAAGCGAAACAGCGAGCCUUUAUGAGGAAAACGAUUGCACGGGAGAUAUCUACUAUGUAUGGUGAUCGGGAAGGAUGCAAGAUAUAA